CGCGAGGUGUCACGGGCUGCGGGCCCGCGCACGCGCGCUGGCUGGCGGCGAGGAGCGGGCGGCGACAUGGAGGGCGGCUCCGGGCGGUUAAUACAGAAAAGUGUUAAAAUUGCAGCUGGAGCUGUUGUUUGCGUUGAAAGUGAAAUCAGGGGAGAUGUAACUAUUGGUGCUAGGACAGUAGUUCAUCCUAAGGCUCGCAUUAUCGCAGAAGCAGGACCAAUCGUCAUUGGAGAAGGGAACUUGAUUGAAGAACAAGCAUUUAUUAUUAACAGCUAUCCAGAAAAUCUCGUGCCUCAAAAGGAAGAUAUUGAACCUAAAGCUAUGACCAUUGGAACAAACAAUGUAUUUGAAGUUGGGUGUCAUUUUGAAGCUCUGAAGAUUGGAGAUAACAAUGUAAUUGAAUCUAAAGCAUAUAUAGGUAGAAAUGUGAUCCUUACCAGUGGCUGUAUUAUUGGAGCCUGCUGUCAUGUAAAUUCCUGUGAAGUUAUUCCAGAAAAUACAGUUAUCUAUGGGGUUGAUUGUAUGCGAAGAGUCCAGUCAGAAAGACCACAGCCACAAACGCUGCAGCUUGAUUUCCUUAUGAAGAUCUUGCCUAAUUAUCAUCACCUGAAGAAAACAGUGAAGGGAUGCUCCACCCCAAUAAAAAGCGAAGAGGACCAGGAAUGAGUUCGAAGAGGAGUUAAUUUAUUUUGGUAGAAUAGUCUCCUAAAAAAAGCAGCCCUUGCUGAAGUAGGAGAAACAAUUGCACGGAAAACUUUAUCCUGAAGUGUAUACUGUAUCCUUUGCAUUAAAAUGAAAAUAUAAUUGAUUAAAUCAUAACAAAUGUUAAAUAUGUAUGCUUUAAUUUAAACCUACUCAGUUUUUUACACAAUUUAGUUAGCCCCAUUCCUUUAAAGUAAUGAUGUACAUAAUAUUGCAGUCUUAUUUUAGACAAAAAGGUAACUUUACAAAGGACUUUACAAAUAAGUCUUCAGCUUAAAAUUGUGUUAUUUAUAUUAAUUGGAUAAAAUUAGUAACUCUCCUCCACCCUCCCCGAUCAGUUAUGUUUAUGAAGAAUCAGCAGCUCAAACGCCACAAUUCAACAAAUAUAUUUAACGUUAGCUCCUGGAUUCUAUUUUCAACAGAGUUAUGUUUCUGGUUUAAAUUUGAUCAAGCAAAAAAUCAUUAUCACGACCUAAAAGCAUCCACCCUGAUUAUGAAGAAUGAAUGUACUUACAAUGUAUGAGAUCUACUACAUAAUAAACUUUGAACACAUUUUAUUGAUCAUCCUGAGGUCAUUGAAAAGUCUGAGGUGAAUGAGGAGGGAUAGGGUCAGCAGCAGGUAAAUCAUCAGGAGAAGAUGGCUCAACAGUAGGGGCAGCGUCAGCAGCUUCCGGAACAGCUGGACUGAAGUCGAGUUUCAUUUGUUUAUCCUGCUGAUGCUGCUUCUUUACAAUAAUUUCUGUAAAUGCUCUAAAGUGUUCAUAAUCAGGCUGCACAUCACGUUCUGAUGACGUCAAUGUCAUAUAGGAGAUAAUUGUGUCAAUUGAAUUUUGUACAACGGAGACUUUUGGUUUGUUAUCCACUGGUUAUUCACUAUUUCUUCUGUUAAAACUUGGUACCUAAGAUCACCCUUUUCUUCUAGCCAGGGGCUAGCAUCUUCUGUAACUUCAGUGUCUCCUGCCCUUUGAAGGAUGCGAUGGAAAUCACUGACUUCAAAUCACUGACUUUGAAGUUGAAUUCUGCAUCCACAUUAUACAGAAGUUCAUUAGGCAAUUUCAUAAUUUUCAUAGCUUUCCAUAAUGCUGCUCAGUUGAAUAUUGCUGAUUUCAGAUUGUAAUUGUUGAUGUUAGUGAGUGUUCUUUCCCUUGAGUAAUCUUCAACUAAAUCUUCCUCAUCUUUUAUGACCACGAGAACAUUAACUAACUACCUCCUGUGGUAUAGUCUUUUGCAUGGUAUAAUUACACCCUGAUCCAUUGGCUGGAUAAGCGAUGCAACAUUAGGUGGCAGGUACAUUCACCUACUGCUUCCGUCAUUACUGACAGCCUUGUCAACAUUUGGGUGAGCAGGUGUGCUAUCCAAAAUUAGUAGCACCUUGACAUCAUCUGCAGGAAUUGUUAAGGAUGUCUUCCUGAUACUUAUAGCAGGAAUAAAAUGAGUGUAAAACCAUUACUAAAAAUGAGCAAAUUAAUCCAAGCCUUCAUGCAGUUGUAAUAAUGCACUGGGAGCUGGUGCAUUAUGUCUUUUGCGGCCUGUGGGUGUGCUGAUCUGUGUUUGUGCAACACAACACUGAGAAGCUUUCUUUGUUCAAUUCAUGGCCGUAUGUAGAAGUUUCACAUUUAAGUGCAUAACUAUUUUGGGGGAGUGACCACCAAAUAGAUCUGUUUCACCUGCAUUAUACACUUGAGAAAGUAGUAUGCCUUCAUUCUUGAUUACAUCAUUCAGCCUCUUCCUGAAAGGUCCCACGUCAUCUGUUGUAUCUAAUGGUAACUAACUUUAAGUACUGGGUACUAAAAUGGUAUGGUUUGUGUCAUGUGAUAUAUUCAAUAUCUUAUCUUGUGAAUAUGUGUGAGUAUGCGCAGUGUACUUUUGCAAAAUAAAGACCUACAAUGGCAACAGC
Molecule: messenger RNA, 2599 nt
Organism: Amblyraja radiata (thorny skate)
Lineage: Eukaryota; Metazoa; Chordata; Chondrichthyes; Rajiformes; Rajidae
Gene: dctn6
Product: dynactin subunit 6
Exons: 7
Coding region: 67-666 (199 amino acids)
Biological process (GO): mitotic spindle organization
Cellular component (GO): dynactin complex
Molecular function (GO): dynein complex binding
Source: RefSeq, a predicted model, not a curated record